This is a messenger RNA of Melospiza melodia melodia, 688 nucleotides long. RefSeq names its product brain protein I3 (gene BRI3). The record is from RefSeq and is a predicted model, not a curated record. Lineage: Eukaryota; Metazoa; Chordata; Aves; Passeriformes; Passerellidae. Bases 16 to 432 code for a protein of 138 amino acids. The transcript has 3 exons.
CAGCGCCGGCCCAGCAUGGACAGCAAACCGCUGCUGCAGGAGCGGCCCCCCGCCUACAGCCCCGCCGCGCCGGGCGCGCCGGGCUACGACUACGGGCACGGCAACUACGGCGCCAUCCCCGCCCCGCAGCCCGGCUUCCAGCCGCCCCCGCCGUACUCCUACCCGGGCGCCGCGGCCGCCCCAGGGUAUGCUGUUCCUCCACCGACAUCACAGCCGAACUACUCGAGCACGUACACCAUCAUCCAACAGCCUGCCACCACCACCUCUGUGGUAGUCGUUGGUGGCUGUCCUGCCUGCAGGGUUGGCGUGUUGGAGGACACCUUCACCUGUCUUGGUGUUUUGUGUGCCAUUGUAUUCUUUCCAAUUGGGAUUCUGUUCUGCCUUGCACUGAGGCAGAGAAGAUGCCCCAACUGUGGGGCAGCUUUUGGCUGAGGGGCUGAAUGUGGACGUGCUUACUGAAGCUACAAUUGUUAGCAUACUCUUUCUAAUGUAAAUGUCAUGUACAAUCAUUUUAUUUGCUUCAGACCUGUUUUGUAAAGUGUGAAGGAAUUUAGUCUCUUGCAUGUAAUUUAAACUUAAUCUUUUAUGAGCAUGUGCAUUGCAAAACAUGAAAACCUGACUUGUUUUCCAUGUUUAGUGGCACCUGUUGAAAACUAAAUAAAACUGCUUUUCCUUUUGCAAUCCUCAA